Musa acuminata AAA Group (dessert banana) is the source of this 2601-nucleotide messenger RNA. RefSeq names its product U-box domain-containing protein 4-like. The record is from RefSeq and is a predicted model, not a curated record. NCBI's taxonomy places the organism in Eukaryota, Viridiplantae, Streptophyta, Magnoliopsida, Zingiberales, Musaceae. The coding region runs from base 63 to 1802 and encodes 579 amino acids. Gene Ontology annotation, molecular function: protein binding. The transcript is spliced from 2 exons.
UAAUCACAAAGGUCGACAGUCAUCUACUGCUUAACCUCCCACUUCACAGAUUGGGAUUCACGAUGGGUCCCGCUGUAAUCGAACAAUGUAAACAUGCCACCUGGCCGGGACCCUUGAGCGUUGUCGCCUCUCUUACAUCGGGAAGUUUUCCCCGGAUCUUGAGUCCCGCCAUUUUAUACAACCAUGGCGGUAAUAUCGGAGCAGAGCAGCCGUGGCUCAGUGGCAAAGAAGCGAACCGCCCCGCUCUCUGGGUGGAGUGUACUGCACUCCCCCUCCAUCGUUGCCACGGGCUGUGGUUCUCACUAGGCCUCCUUGUUCCUCUCUUUCUUGCCUUGUCUUCCCCUCCGUUCUCCUUCAAAUGCGACGCUUUUAGCGAACACAGCAUGGCCGAAUGCGACCGAUCCGCCGCCGCCAGAUUCCGCCCCUGGCCGCCCUUCUCUGCCGCGACGCUCCGCCGCAAGCUCCUCGACGCCGUGGCCUGCGGCGCCUCCGGCCACCGCCGCGGCCGGAAGGAAGACCUCUGCUCGCUUGCUUCCCGCCCGACUACGAGGCGGCUGGAGGAGUUGAUGAGGGCCGAGGAGCCGGAAAGUUGCUCCGACCGGGGGGCGGAGGCGGAAACGAGGCGAAAGAUCGGAGCUUUCGAGGAGCUCCAGCGCGCGGCGGGGUUGCUUCAGCUUGGUGACGGCGACGGGGAGCUGGACCGGCGGAAAGAAGCGGCGGCCGAGGUCAGGAGGCUUGCUAAGGACGACCCGGGGGCGAGAAAGACGUUCGCCACGCUUGGGGCGAUCCCUCCUUUGGUCGCCAUGCUCGAUUCGAAGGAUUCCGAGCUCCAUCUCGCCGCGCUCUACGCGCUCCUCAACCUUGGGAUCGGCAACGACUUGUUCUCUGUUGCUGUUGUGGGUGGUGGUGGAUUCGGUUGCAGGAACAAAGCGGCUGCAGUGAAGGCCGGCGCCGUCCACAAGAUGCUGAAUCUGAUCGAAUCGGGGAGUUCCCCAUCGGUUUCGGAAGCCAUCGUGGCCAAUUUCCUCAGCCUCAGCGCUUUGGAUUCCAACAAGCCCGUCGUCGGAGCCUCGGGCGCGAUCCCCUUCCUGAUGUCCGCCUUCAAAAGUGGUAACUCCACGGCGAGGCAGGACGCCUUGCGCGCACUCUUCAACCUGUCCAUCGCUUCCACCAACGCACCCCGCCUCGUCGACGCCGGCCUCGUCCCCGCGCUUUUCGCGUCGAUCGGCGACAUGGAGGUGAGCGAGCGGGCGCUCACGGCGCUCUCCAACCUCGUCGCAACCGGCGAGGGGCGGCGGGCGGUGAGCCGGUGCACCGACGCCGUCCCGACCCUCGUCGACGUCCUUGGGUGGUGCGACGCCGCCGGAUGCCAGGAGAAGGCGGCGCACGUGCUGAUGGUAAUGGCGCACAAGGGUGGGCCAUGCGACCGGGCAGCCAUGGUCGAGGCCGGCGCCGUGUCGGCGCUCCUCGAGCUCACACUCCUGGGCUCUCCCCUCGCCCAGAAGCGAGCUUCCCGCGUCUUGGAGGUCCUGACCGUGGACAAGGGGAAAAAGGUCACCUCAGCAGCCGCUUCCGGCGCUGUGGCGGUGUCGGCGCCUCUCUCCGUGGCCACGGCGGCGGAAGGGAAGGGGGACGACAGGAUGAGCGAGGAAAGGAGAGCGGUGAGGGAAUUGGUCCAGCAGAGUCUCCAUAGCAACAUGAGGAGGAUCACCCGGCGGGCGAAUCUGCCGCAAGACUUUGGGCUGUCGGAAAGGUUCACGGCGCUAACCACCACCUCGGCGACCAAAAGCUUGCCUUUCUAGGAGAAGAAGAAAGCCCUGUACAUGAGGAUCACUAAGGCGAUGAUGAAGGCUUUUUCCUCUGCUUCUCUCUCGUCUUCUCUCCUCUGUUCGGCUAAAAACUACAUCUUUCCUCUGUUCGCAUAAAAACUACAUCUUUUUACUUCCUUUCGUCUUUUCCUCUGCUUCUCUCUUGUCUUCUCUCCUCUGUUCGGAUAAAAACUACAUCUAUUUACUUCCUUUCGUCUUUGCUGCAGGUUUUGGUUAGAUUAUGCUGCACGGUAAACAAGAAAAAAAUUCGAUUUUGGGAUCAUUGACUCCAUCUGUCUCAGAAAGAACCAGUUCUUGGCCUCUCUGAUCUGUUUCCUCUGCUGCAUGGGUAACACGUAGGUGCGACUGAGUUUGACGUUGUCAUCACUGCUCCCAAGACCCUCGUCCCAUAUGCUGUAGACCUUUACACAAAGAAACACGGAAGAGAGUCAGAGGGCUAUCCAACAAGAAGCAUGAAGCUAACAAACAGCUCUACUUAGCUGAAAUUUUAGCUGCUUGUGAAGAAUCUUUGGCAGGAUAGAUUGUUUGUUCACUUCUGAGGAAGAUUUUGGCAUUUUCCAGUAUUUAUGACUGUUUUUGUCAUUUAGUUAAAGAGUCAAAGUCGGUGUGUUGGAGUGCCUUGUUACCUUCACGGUUCUCAGCAUGGCCUCAUUAAGAACAGUAGAUUUCUGCUUGACGAAAGGUGUGGGAAUCUCUGGCAUAAAUGUGUGCCUUGGUUGGUGUAAUGUAUGCAUGGGAAAUGAUAAAAGAUAAAGCACAUCCCUAUUAUUUA